Messenger RNA from Triplophysa dalaica, 3065 nucleotides. It is a transcript of the gene smarcd2, whose product is annotated as SWI/SNF related, matrix associated, actin dependent regulator of chromatin, subfamily d, member 2. Gene Ontology annotation, cellular component: SWI/SNF complex; nucleus. The record is from RefSeq and is a predicted model, not a curated record. The transcript has 13 exons. Gene Ontology annotation, biological process: regulation of transcription by RNA polymerase II. The coding region runs from base 216 to 1715 and encodes 499 amino acids. Lineage: Eukaryota; Metazoa; Chordata; Actinopteri; Cypriniformes; Nemacheilidae.
AGGCAACCAUUAAGGUGAACGGGCGGUUUGACAAGCGUUUAUGGGCAGAGAUGACACACUCUGGAGAUCUCGAUCGACGCUGACAGAGUAAACAGCGCGUCUGCGAGAAAAUACAGGAUGCAAACACGUGCUGAGUAACAACUUACACGUAGUAAGACUCAGUUGCGUUCAUUUUAUUUGAAACAAUUAGCAGCUGGAGAAUUAAGCAAGUUGUUAUGGCUUCUAGAUCGGGUUUCGCCCUCAAUUCCAGCACCCCAAUAAACCCCAACAUGAACCUGGGUCACAGCGCUAUGAGAAUGACAGCAAUGCCGCAAAAUUCCCCCUACAGGGGUAUGGCCACCACACUGAACCAGUACCACCAGCGCCCAAGUAUGCCACCCAGCCGAGGGGUGACAAUGGUGGGCAUGGGUCCUAUGGGCUCACCCAUGCCUGGUCCAUCUUAUGGUGGAGGCAUGCAGAUGCGACCCGGAAUGUCACAAGCCCUGAUGGACCCCACACGGAAAAGACUGCUUCAGCAACAGCAGCCCGGUGGUCUUAUGGGUCAUAGAAGGGGAGUUAAGCGGCGUAAGAUGGCUGACAAAGUUCUCCCACAGAGGAUCAGAGAUCUGGUCCCAGAGUCUCAGGCCUACAUGGACCUUCUGGCCUUUGAGAGAAAGCUGGACCAGACCAUCGCUCGGAAACGCAUGGAGAUACAGGAGGCCAUCAAAAAGCCUAUCACGCAAAAGCGAAAACUGAGGAUCUACAUAUCCAACACUUACACACCUGCCAAACCAGACGGGGAGGAGGCUGAAAAAGUGGCAUCUUGGGAACUCAGAGUGGAGGGCAAACUCCUGGAGGACCCAGGAAAACAGAAGAGAAAGUUUUCAUCCUUCUUCAAAAGCUUGGUCAUUGAACUGGACAAAGAACUCUAUGGACCAGACAAUCACCUGGUGGAGUGGCACAGAAUGCCCGCAACUCAGGAGACGGAUGGCUUUCAGGUGAAGAGACCAGGAGAUGUGAAUGUGAAAUGCACUCUCCUCCUUAUGCUGGACCAUCAGCCUCCACAGUAUAAGCUAGAUCCUCGUCUGGCUCGACUUUUGGGCGUCCACACUCAAACCAGGGCCAGUAUCAUGCAGGCCCUGUGGCUCUACAUCAAAAACAACAAGCUCCAGGACUGCCAUGAGAAGGAGUUUAUUAACUGCAACAGAUACUUCAGACAGAUUUUUGGCUGUCCCAGGAUGAGGUUUUCUGAUAUCCCCAUGAAGCUCGCAGGCCUUCUGCAGCAUCCUGACCCCAUCGUCAUCAAUCACUCAAUCAGUGUGGAUCCCAAUGACCAGAAGAAGACAGCGUGCUUUGACAUCGAUGUUGAGGUGGACGACCCGCUGAAGGCUCAGAUGACCAGCUUUCUGUCAUCCACAACCAAUCAGCAGGAGAUCGCUGCCCUAGAGAUGAAGGUGAUCCACGACACUAUUGAAUCCAUCAACACGCUGAAAACCCAGAGAGACUUCAUGCUCAGCUUCAGUAACAACCCGCAGGAGUUCAUCCAGGACUGGCUCAAGUCUCAGAGCCGAGACCUGAAGAUGAUGACGGACACUGUCGGGAACCCAGAAGAGGAGAGGAGGACAGAGUUUUACCAAGCACCCUGGGUCACAGAAGCUGUUGGACGCUAUGUGUUUUCAAAGGUCCAGCAGAGGAGACAGGAAUUGGAACAGGUACUGGGAAUCCGACUCUCAUAAGCAUCAGACUCCAAACCCACUGCCACCUGAUGAAUUAGCUUUCCAUUUACAUCUGAUGAUAAAUAUUCUGUUUGAAAAGGAACAACCGUCAUAAACAGCCAGUCAGGUGCAGAACUUGCUGAUUGUACAGUAACACAAUUCUGCCCACAUCAAAUCUCAGAUAGCAGACUAACUAGAACACCUCAGUCUCUUAAAACUUUCCUUGUGUAUUUUGCUAUAAAUAUGACAGUAAGCCAUUCAAUGCAUUAUACUUGCUUAGUAACAUCUUCUGUUUACUGUUUUUAAUAUUUCAAAGUAUGAUAAACUAUCUAGUUGACAAAAUGUACAGAAGCAACCAGUGUAUUGUAGCUUUUUGUACACUUUGUUUAUGCAGUACUAAAUUCCCAGCUUCAGCUGACACUUGCCCUUUUAUAAACAUUUCUGAUUCUGGCUCUUCUUAAACUUUUCAAAUAUAUUGCACAGUUUUGAGAUUAAGCUGCAUUUACUCAUGAUUAAGUAGAUUCGUAAUGAAGUGUUUUUCUUCAAUGCACAAUAUUCUGGAUUUUUGUAUUUGGUCUCAGGAAAAUAUGCAAAAGGGCCAUGUUUUUUUGCGUUCGGCACAUUUGGUUGUCCAGCUGUUUUGGUUCAGUAUGCCAGACUUUCUGUCUUCAUCUUGUUUGUGUUAAGAUUUUUAGAUUUGACUGUUUUUUAAAUCUGCCAAGGUAGCAGAGACCAUAUAGCAAUGCCCAGAUUUCAUUGGGUGUGUAAGCCAUCUCUUCUUUUCAGAUAUUCAAAGCCAUAUUUUGUACUUUUGAUCAUUUAAGUUCUUUGCAUAAUUCUACAUUCCAGGCACGGUUGUGAAUUUACCGUCAGAUUCUGUUUUUAUAAGUGGCCUUUCGUAUUUGUAUGGUAAUUUGUGUUCUUGCAAUUAAAGUUAUCAUUGAAGAAAUGUUUCAGGUCUAACGGGGUUAAGCUCCAUUAACAGCAUCUGUGGCUUUUUGGCAGUUACCACUAAAUAUCUGGUUUCCAACAUUUUUUUAAAUGUCACAAUUUUAAGUUCCUUUCUUAGGUACGAGUCAAAAGAUAUUUUGUUUUGUCAUUGGCAACAUGUUACAGAUGAUAUUCUAAGAGCUUAAUUUGUGAUCUUUUCUUUUUGAUCCUCAGGCAGUAUUAUUACUGGUCUGAAAUGCUCUUACACAUGUGCUAUACCCGUGAGUGCAUUCAUCCAUUGUUCUGUAAAUGCAGUACAAUUCUUAAAAUUUAAUGUUUGUUUUAUAUUUUUGUAUCAAUCAAAUGCUUGCUUUUUUGUACUCUUUAUUGGGAAAUUGGAGCAUUUUAAACAAUAAAUUUGUUUCCAUGAAGGGUUCUUGA